AUAAAUAAUGAAAGAUUAAUUCCCUUCCAAUUUUGUAUCUUUCAUCUCUUUUUAUAGCUUUAUUUUAGGUCUAUUCUAGUACAAAUAUUUAACAAGGUGCUGUGUUUAAUAGAUACCUUUAUCAUAUAAUGAAGAUAGCUGUUUCAUUAGCUUAACAAAUUACCUCUUCUCUGUUUUUUUGUUUAGCAGUGCAUUUUUGACCAUUUAACCUAUGAAUGAUUUUAUUGUUAGUCUCUGGGUUAUAUUAGCUAGUUUAUAAAAGGUUGCUUCAUGAUGUUAAUCACUAGGGAGCAUUAGGAGGAGCAAACACGUAAAAAUAGCAGGUUCCCUCAAAAGAAGCCACAUUGGCAAACAAAGGUGCCUUAGAAUCAUCAGCGGAGUUUCCAAAUAUUCUCAGAUGCUCAUGCUCCCAUAGGGAGUUUGACUCAGAUCCCUACCCCUGCCCCUGCUCCUGAGGUCUUGCCCUUGCUACUGCCUUUUCUGUUGUUUUCUUGUUUUUGUUUUUGUUUUUUUAAGAUUUUAUUUAUUUAUUCAUGAAAGAGACACAGAGCGAGGCAGAGACACAUAGACAGAGGGAGAAGCAGGCUCCCUGAUAUGGGACUCAAUCCCAGGACCCUGGGAUCACACCCUGAGCCAAAGGCAGACACUCAACCACUGAGCUACCCAGACUCCCCCCUCCCCCCUUUUUUUUCCUGUUUUCUUAAAAAAAUCUCUGUGUGUGUAUUUACAGUUCUUUUAGGGAUCUCUCUUAGGGUAUUUAUAGUUGUUUCUGAAGUUUUCUUUUCCCCAUAGAGUCGUCAUCUUUGUUCUAGCUGCUUUUUUCUAUUUAUUCUGUUUUUCUUAUUAGAUGCUUUCUUCUGAUUUCUGGUGAUCCUCAACAGUCAGCUGACUUAUGAGUGGAGCCACUAGAAAGCUGUUGGAAGCUUUCUGUACUGAAAUAGGGCUUGUCGUGAGUUAAUGCAGAUAAACCCAGGUACUGCCAUUUGCCCUUAUAAUUACCUCUUUUCUCUUGGGCUGGAGGUCAGCUUUACCAGAGAAGACUCCAUUCUCCUGUAGGGGCUAGGCCUGUUUGCCCGUGUUCCGAUGGCCAGAUAGGGCAAGUAUACAAACUUCACUGAAGACCCUGGUUUCAGCAGGGUGCCCCACCCCCAUACUCUCUACCGGGAGGGGUCAGAGGGCCGAGUGCUUCACCAACAAAACUUUCCACUCUUUUCUGUUCUCACUCCCCCGUCCAGAGUUACUUAGUGCCCAUAUUUCUCAGACUCUGAUGGGUUCUGCAGGGUAAAUCAGAUUGCUUCAUAGCUUUUCAUUACUGGCUUAGAUUUGAGCUUUCUGAGGACUGCAAAGCCAGUUACUGCUUGUUUACCUGCUUUCCAGCUCCCAACAUUUUGUUGCAGUUUUUUUCCUCUCCUGUUAUCUUAGGCUGUGUUUUUGAAAAAUCGAAUUAAUACUCUUUUAGUAGGGUUCAGGAGAGAUUGGAGCUACAUUUUAUUCAAUUUGCCAUCUUUAACUAGAUUUUACUCAAUUGUCUGUAAAUAGAAAGUUCGCACCCUGUCCUUAUUGACAUUUUCUGUCUAGUGCAUAGAUUUGAUGUUCUAAAGCUGUGGUCUAAUCAACCAGAGAGCUUUCUCAUUAAUUUUCUCUCUGAAUAUUAGAUAAAUAAGUCACUUCAGCUUUGUGUAUUUUAGGCCUUGUUUUGAGGAAAAUAAGAGCUUAGUCACUGACUUAACAAAGUUAAGUCUCUUACGAUAACAAUUUAAAAGUCAGUAGGCAGCAAACCCUGUGGUUCAGCAGGUGGUGGUUCUCCACAGAGCAGAGCCCAGGCCAAGGGAGUCAGUGCUGCCCACCGAAGGAGGCCAGUGGUUUCAGGCACUAAGCUGGAGAUGACUCAUAGGCUGUAGAGGAGUAGGUCUGGAGGAACCCAGGAGGACUUUGGUGGAGGUAGAAUCUCCCUAAACAAAUCUAGUUUGGUUUUCUGUGAGCUACUUUUCCCUCGUGUUUAGCCCAAGCCCCCAAGGUUUCAGCUGGACUUCUAGUCCCUUGUCCCACACUCACCAUCUCCCCAAGUGGGGAAGGAGUUCAGUCCUCUGCCAGGGAAUGAGAGGGCGAAGCAGGAGUUUGCCGGGUGGGCAGUGGGCAGCAGGCUAUCCUAGGAGGGUGCAUGAUGGGGAAGCAUGGUCUUGACAGAACGUGGCUCCUUAAAGAACUAGCAAGUGGCCUGCCCUCAGGCCUUGGUAGGAAGGAGGUGUGCAGCAGUGGCAAGGGGCUGGCCUCACCGGCUGCCAGUUGGGCGUUAAUGGAUUUUAGUGAUGCUGUCUUAAUACUUUAUUGAGGAUAAAUACACACACACACACACACAGACAUUUUUCAUAUAAAAGAUUUUAAAGGUGCCGACAAAUGAACUCCCAUGAUCUUGGGGGCAGCCUGCCCUCUUCUAGGCAGCAGGUAGGCUUAUCUUACAUGAUAGUUGAGUUCUCUUCUGUAGCCAUAUUUUUUAAAUCUAUUUUUUAAUUUUUAAAAAAUUUUAAGUCACCUCUGCACCUAACGUGGGGCUCAUAAUCAUGACCCUCGAGACCAACAGUCACAUGUUCUACCAAAAUGAGCCAGCCAGCCACUCCCCCCCGACCCCGUAGCCAUAUUUGAAAUGAAAUUUGUACAAGUUGUUAACUGCUUGAAUUUCUAAAAGGACGUUAUUAUAAAACUUUGUUUUUCUUUUGCUUUAAUCUGAUGCAGUGAUUGAAACACAAAAUAUAUGGCCCAUGGAUUAGGAAAUAUCAAUGACUUUGUGAACAAAGAGUUGAUAGCACAAAGGGAUUUUUUUUCCUGUUUUCAUCUAAGUCAGUGCCUUUAACCUGUUUGAAUCUUGGAAUCCUUAGCAAAUCUGAAGAAAGCUUUGGUCCCUCUCCCCAUAAGAACUCCAGUAUACAUGCCUCCUCGUCUUUUACAGAAUUUCAGAGAAUUCACAGCCACUUACGAACCCCUGUUCUAAGUUAAGAGUGAAAACCCAGCCACGGCCAUCUGGUAAGGUACUUAUCAAGGCCUCACAUCUGUUAUCCUCAACCAAGUUAGUCCUGCCCCAUGAGCACCUGUUUUGCUGAUUAGACCAUAUACUGAGCCCCCACUCUUCUGCCAUACUUGCUCAGAUACAAUACCUACCAAAUUUUAUAAUGCAUGUGUGUAAUAAGAAAUAAUAACAUAGAGGUUCUGAGAAUCUUCUUCAUCUUGUUGAUGUUUCUGGAUAGUUUUUUUGUUGAUGUUAGAAACUUGCUACCAAAGUCCUUCAAAGAACUGAUCCUAAGAGAAGGACCCUCUCUGAGGGCUCCUAGAGACAAAUAAGCAAUGAAUUUCCACCCACCCCGCUCCAUGAUUGUCUAUUUCAUAUUUUGUGAGUGUAAGAAGAAAACAGAAACUUGAUGCCCUUUUAAAACUGGUUUUGACAUAUUUAUGUGAAAACAGUCCCAAGUUAUGGGAAUAUGAGGCACAGGAGAAGGUUUGGAGCAGAACCUUCUUACCCACUAGGAAUGGUGAUGAAUGGAGUUAAAAAAAAAAAAAAAGCUUAGAGUACCCAUGCUGGAAGAUUAAAAAUGGAAAUUCAGUUUCCUCUCAAAAAUGGGCCUUGCAUUGUGUCACUGGGCACAAUGGAAAUAGAAGCCAGAAGUCAUAGUUUAUUUUGAGAAUGUUGUAGAACAUUUGUCGUCCCCCAUUAGAUGAUUGUGUUAUGCAGCACUAGGGACAUCCUAGAACUACACUUGUGCUCUGACCUCUACCAUCAUCUACCACCCGCUCUCAGGGAACACAGUCUUUCCUCGCUGUUGCCAUAUAUAUAUGUUCUUAUUCCAAUCUGAUCCUCCCUCAUCCCCAAAAUAAUCAGCAUGAACAGAAUGAAGCAGAUGGCACAAGCCUUCUUUGGCAUACUGGCAGAUCUGUAUCACUCACUCAGUAUUUUUAGAAUCAAGGGGAUUGAAAAUUAUGUCCUGAGAUGUUUUGGGGGAAGACUUAACUAUCUCUCCAGGGUGACAGGUGUUGAAAUAUUACCAUAUUUAAGACUCAAAUGCAAUCUAUAUGUCAAGUCACAGAAUAGACGGAUUAUCAUCAGGACCAUCCCUUUGUCAGUUCUCUGUUAGGAUUGUUGAUGGCUUGCCAGAUAAUAGAAAGUUAAUCACAAGUCUGUUUUAAGGAUGUGGCCAGAAAGCGCAUCAGGUUUCAACCAAAGAUUGGAAUCAGCGGCAACCAGCCAGUACUGGUCAUGUACAUGGUGAUGGGGGACGUUGUAUUAUCCACACGGUUUAUUUUUUUAAAAAUAGCUGAGCUUUGAUCCUCAGCCACAAUGAAUUUGUAGUCUGUUGAGAAAGACUAUUUUUAUAGGAGUUUGUGAUAACAUCAUGAAAACAGUGUAAAUAUUUAUAUUUGAAGGUCCACAUUAAUGAAAUACACAGUCGUGGUGAAUGAAAUAUCAAAACCAUUUGUGAAUUUGAAUUCAUCAUUAAAAACUUUCUGAAGAAAUUAAAGAAUGUUCAUUAUCAUAUAAUUAAUUCAGCUCAACAUUUGAGGACCAACUUUGCACUUAGUGUUAGGCUAGGUGUAUUUAACACAUAGACCUAAAACAUACAAAGUCUUGGGAAAAGACAUUCAUGAAUGAACUAUGGAUAAAAAUGUUUAAGUGACAUUUUUUCUUUAAAAGUUCCAUAGGAACACAGAGAGGAAAUAGGUGUCACGUUUAAAUAAAAUAUGCCAAGUCUAAAAGUCGCUGAUUAUAUACCUACCAUCUUUGAAGGGUCAAGGAAAAUGCAGGUAAUGAUGUUCAUGACUGUUGAACUUUGGUAGCUGGAAAGAGGAUCUGGGAAAAAUUUAUUUAGUGCUUUUUUUUUUUUUAAGUUUCAGUUGAAUAGAUCUUACUUUUUCCAUCAGCCAAAGUUGAUACCUGUUGAGAAACAAAGAAUGCUAGUUUUUACUUGCAGUGUCAUAGGUCUUUUCUGCAUGUGUGAGUAUAUGUGUUUUCCAGACUACUAUGAAUUAUUCCCACUGUGAAAAACGGAUGGUGGGUUAUGUAGAGGGAGGGAACAUGUGUGUUGUUUGCCUCGUAUCCAUAGCUGAGUGGCUAGAACCCUGUGCCAGUUGUGCAGCUGAUGGCUUCUACUUUUAAUCUCAGUGUUUCAUAAACAACCUAUAUUUGUGUGGUGUGUUUUAAGAUUAUCCACGUAUUUCAGAUCCCUGCUGUUCCAGCUGGUUCCCCCCAACAGCCCAUUAUAUGCAUCAGGUGGUGUCACAAAUGAGGAAACACACUCAAGAUGUAGCUAACAAAUGGACAAACUAGAAUUUGAACUGGGGCAUCUUUCCACGGUAUUCAUAGAACAAGUGACCUGUUCUACGUAAACCCCUCCCACGCUUCAGGGAAACACCUGAGAGUGAAUCAGCAGUGCAGUUGUGUCUGAAGGAAAGCAGAACCUUGCCCUCCUCUCUCUUGAGUGUGAAACUGAGCUAUGCUACCUAGUAUAGCAGCCACUAGCCACAUGGGGCUAUUUUAACAAUAAUUUCAGUUUCUCAGGGUCACACUUUGAGUGUUCAGUUGCCGUCAUGUGUAUGACAUUUCCGUCAUCACAGAAAGUUCUCUUGGACAUACUGGUCAUCUCUCCUAAAGCAAGAGUGGGGAGAAUGAAUUUAGUGAGCAGAGUUGAAAGAAGUGUAUUCAGGGGGUUGGUGGGAAAGAAAUCCCCCACCACCACACCAGUUCUCCUGAGGGCCUGGUGUUAUUCUGAGUUCAGCUAUAAUGAGAACAAGGAAAAGAUAAAUUUCAGAUUUCAUACUGUGUGUACAUUUUCAGCUUUUUGGAUAGACCUGGAAAGAACACAAAUUUCAAGUGAAUGCAUUUAAUGACAAUGAUAAAUUGUGGGACUUUUAUAGCUGGACCAGUAUUACGGCCAGACUUAAGCUGGAUGAGAAGUAGGACACAUCAUGAGACCUGGCAGCAGAAACUCGGCCACACAGAAUAGCAUUCCUGGAAGGAGUCAUUUGGUCUAUGGCCACAGUUGUUGGGGAUGUCUCAGAGGAGGGCCUCGGGCAUGAACUGCAGUACUAGGAGGGAACGAGGAGUUGGGGAUAAUGAUCUCGGUUCAAGUCACACUUGGUGACAGAGGAACAAGGGAUGUGUGUGCUGCCAUCAGAAGGAAAGUUUGGUGCCAAGAUGCUGGCUGAGAACACCCAUGUCGCCAGCCUUGGAUCAGAGCUGAAGCUGCAGGUCAGAGUGCGCACAUCGGCUCUGAGAGUUCCAGGCAGGUGGGGCAGGAUGGUGAGGGCUGUCUGCCUGCUGCUGGCUCCUUAACUCUGGACGCUAAACACAUCUGAGCUAGUUGAUGAGGAGCACAAGAAGUUUGCUGCAGUUUUUGCCCAUUCCAAAAGGAAUGUCUGUUUUCCUGUGUACAUGUGCUGUGAGGGGGUACGUUUAAAGAUGCUUAAGCUAUUGUGACAGUAAAAUUUCACCAGACUCCAGCUUUCUGAUCUGAAAGUAACCGUGAAAAGGUAAGUAAAAAUGAACUUUUAACAAUAAAGAGCACCUCUAAAGACUGGACAGUAAAUGAAUGUCUACAGGAAACAAGCACUUGAAGACCUGCUGUGAUUGCUCCCUUUACCCGUGAGUGCUCUGCUUACUUGGCAAGGCUCAGAAAAGGCUGGCCUGCGUACAGAAGCUACUCUAGUGUGUUUAAUGUAAAUAUAUAGUACUCUUUUUUUUUUCUUUUUGAGUAUUGGCACUUGAAAGGUUAGCAUCCACUUGCCUGAGAAUUACUCUCUCUAGAAAAGUCCAGGAUUCUAGGGAGUCACAGGGGUUUUCUGCAUUGUUCAGGACUGCCAGAGACUCUUCAGCCUCUUCACACGAUGGUUCACUGGUAGAAAAAGAAGAGCCUGGGUUUGGGUGACUUGCCUGGGUUGGAAGUGUGGUGGCAGUUUUGGUUUGAGACAGGUUGAAGCUGGAGGAAAAAGCAGGCCCACCUCCUCAAAGUGGCCCUCCGGGGUGGGGCUGCGGAAUGAGGAAAUGUCCCCAUAAACAAAGGAGAAGAGAUUAGGAGAACAAUUCACUAGAGGAUGCUAUACCUACACCUCUGACCACAGCCCAGCCACCAUUGUUUCCGUGGGAAUAUUUUGUCUCCCCUCCAAAGGCACCGCAUCAGUGAACUAAACUGGCUUUAUUCACAUUUUGUUGACACCAGAGUUGAGACCUUCAGCAUGGUAACCUUACAAACAAAUUAACUUGGAUGUAUACAAAUUAUUUCAUCUCAUCCCGUGGAAGUUUAAACAGGUGUGAUAACAACGUAUGCUCUGCUAACAAUGAGCAAAGAGGAAUAACCCACAGUUUGAAUAAGCAGAGAUGACUUUUGUUUCUGUAGCAGUAAACCACUAAUGCAUGAGGGAGAUUUUUUUCUUCUUCUUUGAAUUGGUUGAAUGAACCUCACACUGACCUGAAGUCAUGAUCUGAAGUAGAUAAUGCUGUGUCUAUGGAAAUAGCUGUCUCUGUCAAAAGGAAAGUGUGCUUCAUGUACCAUCAAAACACUGUGCUGGCCUCCUCGCCACUUAGGACUCACAUGCAGAAGGACCUCUGGAAGCACAUGGGGAGGAGGGAGACUUGUGUCCUACACUGGAACCAUUUAAAGAACCAUGUUGAUUCUGGGUAGUUGAUGCUGAACUGGUAGGGGAGGAAGAGCAUUGUUUCCAAGUGGCUAAUCCAAGAAAACUGUUCCUUUUCUUUCCACAGAUGGUCUGGUGAUCCAGAACAUGUGCCAGCUCUAGUGAUGCAGAUUACCUUUCUGCUUCUGGAACCUCAUCUGUGCCUCUGACAUUCUCCUCCCAGCCUGAGACUGCAUAUAUAAAUUGGGAUGUGGGAAAGCAGGAAGCAAAGCUCAUGGUAACUGAGAGGCCCAUAUCUGGGUAGAACCAGGCCCAGGACCACGACACUGCCUCUCCCCUGGUCUGGAGUUCAGGCUGCCGUGGCUCCGCUGAUGUGCUCAGCACCAUCCUUCCAUUUGUGCUUAAAUGGCACAGCAUUUGGUCAGCGCAUCUGAAAAGGAAGGUGUGAGAAGUAAAGCCCAUGGCCACCUAUCCCUGCCAAUUAUGUGGCAAGACGUUCCUCACCCUGGAGAAGUUCACUAUCCACAAUUAUUCCCACUCCAGGGAGCGACCUUACAAGUGCUUGCAGCCAGACUGUGGCAAAGCCUUCAUUUCCAGAUAUAAAUUAAUGAGGCACAUGGCUACCCAUUCGCCCCAGAAAUCUCACCAGUGUGCUCACUGUGAGAAGACAUUCAACCGGAAAGACCACCUAAAAAACCACCUCCAAACUCAUGACCCCAACAAAAUGGCCUUUGGGUGUGAGGAGUGUGGGAAGAAGUACAACACCAUGCUGGGCUACAAGAGGCACCUGGCCCUCCAUGCGGCCAGCAGCGGCGACCUUACCUGUGGGGUCUGUGCCCUGGAGCUAGGGAGCACAGAGGUGCUGCUGGACCACCUCAAAGCCCACGCUGAAGAGAAGCCCCCCAGCGGAACCAAGGAAAAGAAGCACCAGUGCGACCACUGUGAGAGAUGCUUCUACACCCGGAAAGACGUGCGGCGCCACCUGGUGGUCCACACAGGCUGCAAGGACUUCCUGUGCCAGUUCUGUGCCCAGCGAUUUGGGCGCAAAGACCACCUCACGCGACAUACCAAGAAGACACACUCACAGGAGCUGAUGAAAGAGAGUCUUCAGUCUGGAGACCUUCUGAGCACCUUCCACUCCAUCUCUCCCCAAUUUCAAUUGAAGGCUGCCCCGUUGUCUCCUUACCCUUUAGGAGCUCCUGCACAGAACGGGCUUGCAAGUAGCUUGCCAGGUGAGGUACACAGCCACCCCCACAACCCCUCGGAUCAAACCUCCCAGCCUGUACAACCGCUGCCAGAGCCCCUCGCCCCCCUCCACCCCGUAACAUCUCCCAGCUCUCCUCCCCCACCCCUCCAGAAUCACAAGUACAACACCAGUUCUACCUCAUACUCUCCACUUGCAAGCCUGCCCCUCAAAACAGAUACUAAAGGAUUUUGCAAUAUCAAUUUGCUUGAGGACUUGCCUCUGCAAGAGCCUCAGUCACCUCACAAGCUCACCCCAGGUUUUGAUCUGGCUAAGGGAAGUGCUGGUAAAGUAAACCUGCCCAAGGAGCUACCUGCGGAUGCUGUGAACCUAACAAUACCUGCCUCUUUGGACAUUUCCCCCCUCUUGGGCUUCUGGCAGCUGCCCCCACCUGCUACCCAAAAUGCUUUUGGGAAUAGCACUCUCACCCUGGGGCCUGGGGAGUCUCUGCCCCACAGGUUAGGCUGUCUGGGGCAACAACAACAAGACCCCUCACUAGCCAUGAGCACCAUGAGCCUGGGCCAGCUCCCUCUUCCUCCCAUCCCCCAUGUUUUCCCAGCUGGCACUGGCUCUGCCAUCCUGCCUCAUUUCCAUCAUGCAUUCAGAUGACUGGUUUUUAAAGCGUACUUUUCUUAUUCUGGAAGGUGUUUUAAGAAGCAUUUUAAACAUCAGUUAUACUACAAGGAAAGAUACAGAAAGCAGGACUGGGGAUAUGGAUUAUUCAGUGAUGAUGACUGGCUUGAGACGAGAGAGUUCUCGAACUGCAUGUAUUGUGCCAAUCUGUCCUGAGUGUUCAUGCUUUGUACCAAAUUUAAUAAGCAAGUAUUCUUUAAUGGAACUGCAAAUAUCGUCAUAACCGACAUCCAAACGAGGGCUGCUAUAUAUAGGUGUUUGUCAAAUUGAAUUUAAUCGUAAGCCAUGAUCAUAAUGUUAACUAAUUUUAUGUGGCACUGCCUAGUAAGGGAACUAUGGAAAGUUUGGAUUUCUCCAAGAUGGGAGAAUUUUUAAAAUAAGAAAAUAACCUUUAUAUUGCAUAUUAUAACUAGGCUGUGUAUUUCUUUUCAGGGAUUUUUCUACCUUCAGGGUUGGAUGUAGUUUAGUUACUAUUGCCAUAGCCAACCUGUAGUUUUACAGAAACAAUUUCUUGUGGAAUAAUAGACGUCUCCAUUUUAAAAAAGCAUUUUAAAUGUAGUUUGAAUAUUUUCCACAAGAUGCUACAAUGUGAGUUAUCACUUCAUUUAUCUUAAAGACUAAACUGGCUGUCAGUUACAUCUGACAGAAAAAAAAAUCACUGUGUAACCAGGUUAAGUGGUAAAAUAAUCCAGGCGUCAGUCAAAAAAAGCAUUUUGCUGACUUUAAUAUUGAUUAUAUUUUUUAACAGGAAUUUAAGAAAAUAUUACUGGAAUUUUAAAAUAUAUAUAUAUAUUAAACAAGAAUUUCUUUGCUGUCUGGCUUAAAAUACUACUCUGCUUAAGUAUUAUUUUUAAUCACCAAUAAAUGCAUUUUAAAUUCAUCAUUUAAGUCAAAUAUUAGUUUUAUUCAAAAAGGUUAACAUUUGCAAUGUAACUAUAAUCUAUGUCUUGAAUUUGGUAUCUAAUGAGUUUUAAAAACAUAAAACCUAACCUUUUUUUUUAAGCUCCUUUGUCUUUUGUGUUUAGAGGCUUUCUAUAUGAAGAUAUAUCUUACAUAUAAUAAACUCUACAAAUCCUGCA
Molecule: messenger RNA, 10572 nt
Organism: Nyctereutes procyonoides (raccoon dog)
Lineage: Eukaryota; Metazoa; Chordata; Mammalia; Carnivora; Canidae
Gene: PLAGL1
Product: PLAG1 like zinc finger 1
Exons: 2
Coding region: 8078-9469 (463 amino acids)
Molecular function (GO): DNA-binding transcription activator activity, RNA polymerase II-specific
Source: RefSeq, a predicted model, not a curated record